UGACCGUCUGGCUUCCAUGCAAGUAUUGGCCAUUCCGCUUACCAAAGAAAUUAAGGUCUUUAAAAAUAGAAGCGACACCUCCAUCCAUCUUAAUUAGCAGCAAAUAAACAAUAAAAAAUAGCUUCAAUUCAUCCUGUAAUGAAAAUGGAACCCAUCACGGAAAACGCCAUGGCGGCUGUGUCCGCGGCUCUGGAUGUCGCCACGUUCAACGAAGAGCUUCACCAGUCCUCCUCCUUAGAGGAUGAACUUCUUAUCGAGCUCACGUGGCUAAAAUGGUUCCUCAUUGACGGUCAACGGACCCCGGAAGGGAGGCAGCGGGCCGAGAUCUGGUCCCCGGCGAUCGAGCGCCUGGCGCAGCGCGCAGUCACGAUCCAGUCCGGUUGGGUCCACGUUUCUUCCAACCCUUUCGGCAUGGCUGAUCUCUUAACCAAUCUUUCCUAUCUAAGAGAUAAACUCCAACUGUGCGUCACAAGUGCUUCAUCUCCGGCUCCAAAAGAUCCAGAAUUGCCAAUAUCUUCCCUGAAGAUCCCUAAACAAAUAAAAGAGAAUAUUAAAGUGGCAGCAUGGGGAGGCCCGGGAGGAAAGCGUUGGAACUUCAAAUUUGACGGGACAUUGAAGCAGAUCACCGUUGCAAAUGGUGAAGUUAUUGAUUCUUUGCAUUUCACCAGCCUUAAAUCGGAUGGUUCGUUGAAGACUUUAAAAAUUGGAGGUUGUGGCGGUUAUAGAACUAGCCAGAUUAACAUUGAUGGAACAGUGGAGAAGUUGACGCAAAUAAGUCGAACGUAUGGAUUUUACACCCACUAUGUUGUGAUCAGAUCCAUCACAUUUCGAACCACCUUGACUACUUAUGGACCAUACGGUUCGAGCAGUGGUGCACCAUUCAGUAGUGCAAUGCACAAGGGAGGAAAGAUUGUAGGGCUACAUGGACGAGCUGGCCAGUUCGUCGAUGCUGUUGGUGUAUUUUAUCGUCUUUAAUCGGUGUAAUGUCCCCAUAUUUUCUUUUUGAAAACUCUUUUAUCUUUCUAUUGUGGGUAUGGGGUUCAACCUUCUCGCUCAUAUUUGCUGAAAAUCUAUGGACUUACGUACAUAUGCUUAUGAAUUUUAAAUAAACAAUCUAAUGGUUUAAUUUAUAC
Cuscuta epithymum is the source of this 1133-nucleotide messenger RNA. The record is from the annotation of a GenBank genome assembly. NCBI's taxonomy places the organism in Eukaryota, Viridiplantae, Streptophyta, Magnoliopsida, Solanales, Convolvulaceae.